Molecule: messenger RNA, 2503 nt
Organism: Salvelinus fontinalis (brook trout)
Lineage: Eukaryota; Metazoa; Chordata; Actinopteri; Salmoniformes; Salmonidae
Product: C-reactive protein-like
Exons: 2
Coding region: 138-818 (226 amino acids)
Source: RefSeq, a predicted model, not a curated record
GUGCUAUGUCUGGCUGGCAUUCAUAAGAGCAUACAGGUAGUUCCUCCCAUUUUCAGUCCCUUUUCUAUACUAUAAAUAGGAAUAUCCUUUGAGGAUGUGUCCAUAACAUUAGUGCUUACUCCAAGUGAAACUACAAAAUGGAGCUGCAGACAUGGCUUCUGAUGGUCUUUACGUGCUGCUAUGCUGUGCCACAAGACAUGUCAGGGAAGGAAAUCAUUUCCCCAGGAGAGUCAAACACCGCCUAUGUCAAGAUAACCCCUGACAUGAACAAAAUCUUCUUUGCUGUGACUGUCUGCGUUCGAUUUUUCACCGACUACCAGACGAAGGAGCUGACCAUUUUCUCAUUGGCCACGCCUUCUCAUGCUGAUGGUUUUGUCAUCUUCAGGGGAGAUGGGGGAAAUUACAGGGUGUACAUUCAGGACCAAGGUAUCUAUUUCUGGGGAUUGCCAGACAAAAUGAACGAGUGGAACUCUGUUUGUGGGACGUGGGAUGCCAGUACAGGAUUGACUCAACUGUGGGUGAAUGGGAAGCCAAGUGCGAGGAAAGCUCUCCAAGCCGGCGGCUCCAUCUCUGGUACACCGAGUAUUAUUUUAGGUCAGGACCAAGAUGCAUACGUUGGUGGGUUUGAUGUGUAUGACUCCUUUUACGGACAUGAGACCGAUGUCCACAUGUGGGACAGAGUGCUCUCUCCAUGUGAGAUCCAAAGCUACAUGAAGGGGGAGGUGUUAUCUCCAGGGAAUGUGGUAAACUGGAACGCACUAAAAUACACAAGGCAUGACUAUGUGGUUGUUGAGACGAUGCAGAAACUGAUCUGUUAAAAAUUUGACCGCAAAAAUCACAAACAGAUCAUUUCAAACUAUGCUUACAUUUGUAUACGAUCAUGUGUCUAUAUUAUGCGUGGGAAUAGUUUGGAACAGAUUUCCAAAAUUAAAAUCACUUGGAGCUGAUUUCCUGGUGUUUUUACAGUCUUUUAUGUCCCAAAAUUAAAACAAGAAAAAAAGUUUGGGGGCGGAAUAAAACCACCCACGGGCCAAAUUUGGCCUGCGUGCCGCCAGCUGGGGAACCCUGCUGUAGGGGUUUGUAUCAAUUAUGUAUUAAAACACUAGAUUGUUGAUUAUAAAAUGUGAUAUGUAUUGGUCAUUGAGAGACUCUGAAGCCACUGUCCGCCAUAUUGGUACUUCUCAGAAGGAGCAGUCCUCCAUAGGAAUGAAUGGAAUGCUACAUUAUUUCAAUUUAAUGUUUCAAGGGCAAAAUUACAUAUCUUUAAGUAUUUAUUUGUUGUAGAGUGAACAGUAACAUUCGUAUUCUCAAAAAUUUAUACUUUAAGGAAAAACUAUUUUUGUUUUGUUUGUUCAUAUAAUACAAUUUAGAAGUAUGCAUUAAGGUGUCUGUUAUGUAAUAUGCUUGACAAAGUGUUGGAGGGGUACACAAAUGGUGACAGUGACUUCAAAAUAGCGCCACCUGUCAGUCAUCUAGUAUUAAUAUGCACCAUUGGUUUGUAUGUGUGCUAGAGCAGAUGGACGUUAUGGCUCCCUUCGUGGAGGUCAUGUCAAGCAGUGUUCGCAAUAAAGAACCAAAAAGGACAUAGCCGGGCCUGUCCACUUAUAAUUGUUGAUAUCACAAUGCCAAAUUUACUUUCUCAUUUGAAUAAAAUCUCAAUAAUAAAUACAAUGAAAAUGUACAAUCACGUCUUUAUUAAUUGUUUGUGUUUCCACGACAGCCUAAUGUUUGACACCGCAGUAAAGCAGACAGAGGGCUUUUUAAUGUAUCACCCUUCCUCCAGAAAGGGCAGGUGUAGAAGAGAGCAUGUUGAUGGGCAUGGACAGAGAGUCAUAGGAUUUAUCAUGACCACUGUGGUCUGCACACACCUGACCAGGGGGACCAUGCUGUACAGAACGGUCUACCCCUCCAAUACCUCCUAAAGCCCCACUGAAGCAGAGUUGGAUGGAGUUUGUGGUCAACACCCUGGGAGUGGCAGGGUGGAUGAUGUCCAUACUGGCAAUUAUUAUGUUUCCCCAUUACAGGUCUGCUUAUAGCCAAAUCCUUUCAGAGCAAGCCAAAUAAUUUCAUGUUUUGAAAAGUUAUCCUAGAUCACGAUUCAUUUUUUGAAUGUAAGUUAAAAUAAACGGUUGAAAAAAUGUUAUUGUGGACAGGUAUUAGGAGCUGUGCUUGUGAGCUACCACUUCAAAAAACAAUACUAGUUGCAACUUAUUCCUUCAAAAUGUUAUUGUGGACAGGUAUUAGGAGCCGCGCUUGUGAGCUACUACUUCAAAAAACAAUACUAGUUGCAACUUAUUCCUUCAAAAUGUUAUUGUGGACAGGUAUUAGGAGCCGCGCUUGUGAGCUACUACUUCAAAAAACAAUACUAGUUGCAACUUAUUCCUUCAAGUAUUUUAUUGAGGCGAGCAUGACAAACUGGGAUAUACACGAGCUCGUGACCAAUCAUCCCCAGCAUCCUUGGGUCAAGUGCACUGAAUACCUCAAGUGGAAUUUGUUCAAAGAC